CGUACAAAGUGAUUGGUACCGUAAAAUGAAGGUUGAAAUACUUGCAUGCAUGAAUACUAGCUGGUUGCUUGCAGAUUUGUUUGACUUGAAGCCUCGAGAUGACCGCAAUGCAUGCCGGCAUUGAUUGUGCUUCGUGGUGCGAAGCACAUGUUCACGAUUUAGAAGACCAUAUUAAACGCUGUCAUAACAAUGCUUUUGCUCGGUACGACACCCCAGGUCUACGUGAAAGGGUAUAUUCUAGGAAGCAGUUAGUUGUAUAUGGUUUCUUUCCGCUACAAAUUCCAGAGCGAAGCGGAAUUGAGCGGGAUACAAAAGUGAAAUUCGAUACUCAAUUCUCGUGAGGGUAGGAUAAUAUUAUUAUAUUAACAAUUCGGAAACCUUCUACGUCUAUUGUGGACCUUUUGACUUCAAAUGGGGAGAAAAAUCACUGAUAAAAGCUGUAGCUGUCUAAUUGACGAUGGAACGAACGACGAAUUGGUUUGCUACGGAUAUGAGGGAAAUAUUAUCAAGAUUAUUCUUUAUUAUUUGAUGGUCCUGUGUUCUGGCGGUUUCCUGGUACUUGUUUCAUACUGGAGGCCUGACUGGAAACUAAAGCUUACAUCAUCUCCCUGUCCUCUUCACAAAGCUAAAUAUGUCCUUCUCAAGACUAUCCAUCACACCUGGAAUGUAGAAAGAGUUAUGCAAGAGAGAGAAGCCAGCCUUUCCACAGAUGACGAUGGAAACAGGGUUUACCAGUUCCAAAUUGAAGGGAAUAAGAACAAAUCUGCUGACUUAGAUAAACAGAAAUACAGGGAGGAGUCUACAAAACUUCUGAGUUACUGGUCAGAGUCGAAACAUCAAAGUUGUAGGGUAUCACGCUAUUUCAUCCAUCGCCAUUUGAAAUACAUGUGGCAUGCUGACGAGGGUGUAUUCAAAUUGCUUAGAGCUUUGGAUCAAGAAAAGACCAUCAAUCAAAUUUAUGAACAUGCCCCUGGACUCUCAGUACACAUAGCACAAGAGAGGCUGCAACUUUAUGGCUCCAACCUCAUUGAUGUUGCUGUCAAGUCGUAUGGGAGGCUUUUCCUCGAACAGUCAAUGAAUCCAUUCUACAUCUUCCAGCUCUUCAGUAUUCUGCUGUGGUGCACCAAUGAUUACUACUACUAUGCAUCUGCCAUUUUUAUCAUGUCUUUGGGCUCCAUCAUCAUCACUAUCAGGCAAACCAAGCAGCACCUUGUAGCAUUGAGGGAUAUGGUUGCUCAUGCUGAUGUUGUCACUGUGCUCAGAAAUAAAGGAGUGCCUGAGGAGAUACUGUCGACAGACCUUGUACCAGGAGACGUGGUGGUUAUCCCUCCCCAGGGAACCACAAUGCACUGUGAUGCCGCCCUAAUUAGCGGCAAUUGUAUUGUCAAUGAGAGUAUGCUCACAGGUGAAAGUGUCCCAGUCACCAAGAUACCCCUCCCCCACCACACCCCGACCGGUCCCCCACAAGAGCAGAAGGCAGAGGUGUAUAGUCCAAUUGUGCACAAGCGGCACACUCUAUUCAACGGCACUAAAGUGAUCCAGACCAGGUACUACGGCAAUGCAAAAGUGCUGGCAGUUGUCAUUCGCACAGGUUUCUUCACAACAAAAGGGAGGUUGAUCCGUUCUAUCCUCAAUCCUCGUCCAGUUGAGUUCCAGUUCUUCAAGGAUUCAAUGAGAUUCAUAAGCAUGCUUGCAGUGCUUGCAUCCGUAGGAUUUGCAUACAGUGUGUAUGUAUUUGUACAGCAAGGGGCCAAAAUUGGUGUUAUUAUUGAGAAAUCUCUUGAUGUGAUCACCAUCGCAGUGCCACCAGCUCUACCGGCAGCUAUGUCCAUUGGCAUGGUGUAUGCAUUGCAGAGGUUAAAAAAGCAGUACAUUUACUGUAUCCAACCCUCAAGAAUCAACAUGUGUGGCAAAUUAAAGCUGUUUUGCUUUGACAAGACUGGCACUUUGACAGAAGAUGGUUUAGAUCUUCUUGGUGUUGUAAGAGUCGAGGAUGCACGGUUCGAAAUGAUCGUUAAGGAUGCGACCAUUCUGCCGCAAGGGCCCAUGCUUUUUGCCAUGGCAACUUGUCAUUCCCUGACAAUGAUUGACAAUGAGCUGACAGGCGACCCGUUGGAUAUUAAGAUGUUUGAGGCUACAGGAUGGGUCUUUGAUGAGCCAGGGGAAGACAACAAGAAGUUUGACACAAUCGCGCCUUCAACUGUCCGACCAAAGACUAGGGAAAUGACUGAUAACCAGGUGCCGCUCGAGGUAGGAAUUAUCCGUCAGUUCCCUUUUUCGUCAGAUGUUCAGCGUAUGACGGUAAUUACCCGUAUUUUGGGGUCUGAUCACAUGGACGUGUAUGUCAAGGGCGCACCAGAAGUCAUCGCUUCACUAUGCAGGCCUGAGACAGUGCCGGCCAACUUCCAAGAAGAGCUUGAGAUGUACACAAAGGAAGGCUACAGGGUGCUGGGCGUGGCAUACGGAGCUUUAGGCAGCAAGGUCACCUGGCACCAGGCGCAGCGAGCCAAGCGUGACGUCAUCGAGAAAGACCUCAUCUUCAGUGGUCUGCUCGUCCUGCAGAACGCCCUCAAACCCGAGUCAGCGGCAGUCAUCAAAGGACUGCAAGAAGCCAGCAUUCGAACUGUCAUGGUAACAGGUGACAACAUGCUCACUGCAGUGAGCGUAGGCCGAGAGUGCGGGAUGGUCGGCGUUAACGAGAAGGUCAUCCUAGCGGAGCUUGAAAAGCAAGGCAAUGUGGACAAGAUUCGUUGGAGCGUCUUGCCAGGAAACAAGAAGAGUGGCCCAUCACUGAAUGACGUGCUAAUUGAAAUCCCAGGGUACCACCACCCCUACCACAUCGCCGUGUCUGGCAAGACGUUUGCGUACAUAAGAGAGAACGAACCACAGCUUAUGAAAAGGCUGCUAGUGUGUGGCACCGUGUUCGCAAGAAUGUCUCCGGAGCAGAAGACCCAUCUCGUGGAGGAACUACAGUCAAUCGGCUACUCGGUGGGGAUGUGUGGCGAUGGUGCCAACGAUUGUGGGGCGCUCAAGGCGGCUUACGCUGGCAUAUCUCUCUCAGAGGCUGAAGCGUCCAUUGCCUCUCCUUUCACCUCCAAGAUACCAAACAUUGAGUGCGUCCCCAAAGUUAUCAAGGAAGGCCGUUGUGCUCUUGUAACGUCUUUCGCGUGUUUCAAGUACAUGGCCCUGUACAGUAUCGUUCAGUUUGUCUCAGUAUUGAUCCUAUACUCGAUCGGGUCUAACCUGAGUGACUUCCAGUUCCUGUACAUCGAUCUCGUCAUCAUUACCAGCCUUGCACUUGUCAUGGGAUACCAGCACCCCUACCCCAUCCUUGUGUCGCGCCGCCCUGGCGGUAGUCUAGUGGCCCCCAUCGUGCUAGUCUCGCUAAUCUCACAGAUCGUCAUCCAGAUCACUGUUCAAGUAUCCGGAUUUGUCUACGUCAAGCAGCAGUCAUGGUACGUGCCUGUCAAUAUGUCCAUGCUGCACCAGGGAGGUAAAGACGUUCAGCAGGAGUGUCAUGACAACACCGUCAUCUUCACGCUGUCUUCUUUCCAGUACAUUAUACUAGCUGUCGCAUUCGCGCGCGGCAAGCCGUACCGUCUACCCAUCUACCGGAAUCCGUGGUUCUUGGGAGUCCUAGCGGCGCUUUCCGCCUUCACUUUAUUCCUUGUUCUGUUUGGUAAACCGAAUGGACUUCAUAAAUUUUUCGAGCUUGAGAUCCUCCCAAGCAUGAGCUAUCGCUGGAUACUCGUAGGGAUAGCGUUCCUCAAUUUCGGAAUAUCUCUAUUUGUAGAGGAUUUGAUCGUUCCCGCACGAUGCACUAGGACCUUACUUAACAAGCUUCGGCGCAAGAAAGGCCCUAAGAACCCUUACAAAAAGAUACAGAAAGACAUCAAAAGCGAUCCUCAUUGGCCACCAGAUGCUGAGAACAGAUAGCGAGCCUUCGGUUUAAACAGGGCGGGGUACGGACUAGAGACGCAAAUGCAAUUCACGCUACAGUGUUUGUUUCGCUCGUAAAUUCCGGAAUUAAACUUCCUUUUGUGUUUUUAGAAAUAUCUUUACCAGAACACUUUUACACAUACAUUUGUGCCAAAUUUCAAUUUUAGGUCUCUAUAAUGAACUUAUUUUAUCGAGAAACUUGUUCGUGAUAACGUGAAGCGAGGCCCUUCAGCCGAUCAGAGCGCAGGGGUCGCGCUAAUGAUAUGGAGUUAUAUGCCCAGUCCUCCCAGGUAUUAUAAGUUUCUCACUUGCGAUGAGGUGAGACUUUUCUAUGUUUGUAGAUAUUUGUCAAACACAAAAGUGUUACGUAUGUAUAUAAUCAAUAGACCAAGAAAUUGCACUAGAUAGAACGGUAUCUUGCAUGGGCAGCGGGCGAGUUUUCGUCUCUGUUAUGCAAAAAAAAAAUGUGUCGUCUACACUCUGUUUUUUUAUAAGAACGUCUAAUUUCAGCUAAGACUGGGUCGUUUGUUUUUUGAGUGUAUAUAAACAUAAUAGUACUGGUUAAAUUAUUCAAAGUGAAUUACACAGAUGAUCAAUAGAAAA
Molecule: messenger RNA, 4542 nt
Organism: Nematostella vectensis (starlet sea anemone)
Lineage: Eukaryota; Metazoa; Cnidaria; Anthozoa; Actiniaria; Edwardsiidae
Product: polyamine-transporting ATPase 13A3
Exons: 34
Coding region: 412-3936 (1174 amino acids)
Biological process (GO): intracellular calcium ion homeostasis; polyamine transmembrane transport
Cellular component (GO): membrane
Molecular function (GO): ATPase-coupled monoatomic cation transmembrane transporter activity; P-type ion transporter activity; polyamine transmembrane transporter activity
Source: RefSeq, a predicted model, not a curated record